This is a messenger RNA of Rhinichthys klamathensis goyatoka, 3178 nucleotides long. RefSeq names its product GRAM domain containing 4b (gene gramd4b). Bases 256 to 2118 code for a protein of 620 amino acids. The transcript has 20 exons. The record is from RefSeq and is a predicted model, not a curated record. NCBI's taxonomy places the organism in Eukaryota, Metazoa, Chordata, Actinopteri, Cypriniformes, Leuciscidae. Gene Ontology annotation, biological process: apoptotic process; negative regulation of toll-like receptor 9 signaling pathway.
UGACGAAAUUUCCUGGUGUGAAGUGAGUCUUGCAGAAUAUCAACAACAGAUCGAAAGAUACCCCAAAUGAUGAUUUGCAGUUCGCAUGCGAUUCUAAUCCGCAAUAACGCUGCAAAUAACAUCUGACAGCUAAUGGAGUCGCAUUGCUAGAUCAAUGUGUCUGCUUGGGCAUUUUACGCAGGAUUUCUCAUCGAGCUGGUAGCAGGUGGCGGCGACGGAGCGGGGCGAAGCUCGAAUAUUCAUGCCUUCCUGUUAAUGAAACUUAAUUACGGAUUCCGUGCAAGGGUUGCCAGCCGCCAUGUUAAGAUAAAGACACAGAUCUCUGUGUUGAACAUGCUAAAGCGUCUGGAUAAGAUAAGGUUCAGAGGACCGAAGCGAGAUGAGUUCCUGGACCUUGCCGAGUCCCCCAACGCAUCUGAUAGCGAAUGUAAUGACGACGUCCCAGUAAAACAGCGGAGCUCUAUCAAAGACACAGAAGAGCAGCGAGACCCUGCUGGUUCAGGGACUCUCACCAUGUCUGCUGCUCUCAACCAGGACUACAAAAUGUGUGAUUCAGACCGACUCAAUGAGGUCAAAGGUCACCUGGAGAUAGCCUUACUGGAAAAGCACUUUCUUCAGGAGGAGUUGAGGAAGCUCCGAGAGGAGACAAAUGUCGACACCCUGAAGCAGGAGCUGGAGAAAGAGAAAUUGAAAAGAGUCGAUCUCGAGCAGAAAAUGAAUGAAAUUCUCAGAUCCAGACUAGAAGAUUCACCACCCCCACCUCCACCUCCAAAGCCACAAGUCACUUCAGUCAAUGGAACAGGGGACAAACAGAAGGAGACCUUAAGAUCUCGGCUGUGGAAAUGGCUCUAUGAGCGCUUUGGUGUUUAUAUCGAAGACUUUCGCUUUCAGCCUGAGGAGAAUACAGUCGAGACUGAGGAACCACUAAGUGCUAAAAGAUUAACUGAAAAUAUGAGACGACUCAAACGGGGUGCUAAGCCUGUAACUAACUUCAUGAGGAACCUUUCUGCCUUAUCCAGCUGGCACUCUGUCUACACGUCAGCCAUCGCCUUUAUUAUCUAUAUGAAUGCUGCCUGGCAUGGCUGGGUUAUCCCCAUGUUUCUAUUUUUAGCCAUUCUGCGGUUGUCCUUGAAUUACCUCAUUGCAAAGGGUUGGAGGAUACAGUGGAGCAUUGUGCCUGAGGUGUCCGAACCGAUGGAGCCUCCAAAGGAAGAUCUUACGGUCUCCGAGAAGUUCCAGUUAGUGUUGGAUGUUGCACAGAAAGCACAGAAUCUAUUUGGAAAGAUGUCAGACGUAUUGGAAAAGAUCAAAAAUCUGUUCAUGUGGGUGCAGCCUGAAAUCACACAGAAACUGUAUGUUGGUUUGUGGAUGGCGUUCAUCACUUCCUGUUUGCUGCCAUAUAAACUCUUAGGCUUCAUGAUUGGGUUCUAUGCUGGCAUCAAAUUCUUCAUCAUUGACUUUAUCUUCAAAAGCUGCCCAAAACUGAGGGACAAGUACGACACACCCUACAUUGUAUGGGCCAACUUACCCACAGACCCGCAGCUCAAAGAGCGUAACAACGCCACACUGAGCAGACGGCUGUCUGGGUUCGAAAAGCAGAUCCAGCCAACGGUACCACGUGGCGCUCAAUCGGCUGGGAUGUCAUGCGGGAUUGGUCGUGAGGAGGAAAGCGGACGGGCUUACAACACCAAGAGAGGCCCGUUUCAUGAAGUCUUUAACUUGUCUGAAAAUGAGCGCCCCCUGCCAGUGUGUGAGAACGGAUGGCGAUGUUGCUUGAUCAACAGGGACAGGAAAAUGCCAACUGACUACAUCCGCAAUGGUGUCCUCUAUGUCACAGAGAAUUACCUGUGUUUCGAGAGUUCCAGUUCCCGGGCAACCUCCUCGAAAAAAAAUAAAGUCAUCAAGCUCCACGACAUCACAGAUUUUCAGAAGUACAAGGUGCUGUCAGUAUUGCCUGGAUCUGGGAUGGGGAUCUCCAUUACAACGCCAUCCACUCUAAAGCCUCUAGUGUUUGGUGCCAUGAUUCAUCGGGACGAGGCCUUCGAUGCCAUCAACACUCAGUACAUGAAGAUCAUAAACUCCACAGCAGCUACAACAGUCACAAGCCCAGAGACAUAGCUGGAUCAACAUAUGACGUAAGGUAGUCCAUAAGGCAGCCCUAACCUUAAUGUAGCACUGUCCUAACCGCUAUAUGGAGAAGAUGGCUUCCGGAAGUUGUCCGCCCAAUCUCCAACCCAAAAAGAUGGAUUUGAGGAGUAGAAACUGCAAAAAAAAAAAAAAAUUCAUAUUCUCUUUGAAAUGAAGUGAGUAUUAGGAAGGGGUGUUUUAUAUAAUGUUCUCUCAAAUGGCGUACUAUAAUCUUACACAAGUGUUUGUCAGGAUGGGUCUUAUUUUAUAAGGUUAGGGGUUGGUUGUGCUUCUUACUUGUUUGUCCUGUGUCCCACAACAGCGAAAUGUCCCUCCAGAACAGGAGCUGGUACUCCUUUGUGUCUCUCGGAGGGCUCUGUGUGAUCUGUGUGUAGUCAGACCAUAUAACCGUCUCUGAGCUAACCGACAUUUUCACUUAAUUGCAUCACCGCUGGCCUUGCACAAAGAAACAGCACUUAGUGUUGCUGAGAGCUUUUAGAUGUGAUUUAGGGGGAAAAGGAACAGACUUAACCGUCAACCGAAAUCCAUACGCGCAAAGCAGCUCCCAACUGCCGACCACACCGUUCCUUGGGACGCGCCAACUUUCUCAUUAUUUGUGAUACUUGUAUUAACUUUUGACAUAAAAACGACCUCAUUUUAAAGGAGUACCGUAGUUCACAUGUUAACACAGAAGGAGAUAUUUAGCAGAAUGUCCAAGCUGCUCCUUUCACCCAAAUAGGAAAAUUCUGUCAACAUUUACUCACUCUAUGUUGUUUUAACCCCAUAUGACUUGCUCCCGUGGGAUGCACUAGAAGAUAUUUUGAAGACUUUUUUUUUUUUCAUAGUUAAAGUCAAUGGGGUCCAAGACAACUCUAGACCCCAUUGACUUUCAUUUUAUGGAGAGAGGAAAACAAGUUUUAAAAAUAUCUCCUAUUUUGUUCCACAUAAAAAGCCAUACAGGUUUGAAAGAACAUGAUGUUGACUAAAUAUUAAAAUACUUCUUGGCUGAACUAUCCUCAUACUGGUCUGUAUCAGGGUGCUUUUUUUGGUU